UCGGGCGGCCUGGCCAACCUCCCAGACUUGUUGGGCUGGGGCGUGCACCCACGGAGUGGCCUCGCCGGCCCCGCGCGCCCGGGGCUCCGGGAGACAGGCCAGGCCGAGAUGCGGCUGCUGCUGCUCGUGCCUCUGCUGCUGGCCCCGGCACCCGGGUCCUCGGCUCCCAGGGUGAGGCGGCAGAGUGACACCUGGAGCUCCUGGGGCAACUGGAGCCCUUGCAGCCGGACCUGUGGAGGGGGCGUCAGCUUCCGGGAGCGCCCCUGCUACUCCCAGAGGAGAGAUGGGGGCUCUGGCUGCGUGGGCCCCUCCCGGAGCCACCGCUCUUGCCGCCCCGAGAGCUGCCCCGACGGCGCCCGCGACUUCAGGGCGGAGCAGUGCGCUGAGUUCGACGGCCAGGAGUUCCAGGGGCGGCGGUACGAGUGGCUGCCCUACUACGGCGCCCCAAACAAAUGUGAACUGAACUGCAUUCCCAAGGGGGAGAGCUUCUACUACAAGCACAGGGAGGCCGUCAUAGACGGGACACCCUGCGAGCCUGGCAAACGGGACAUCUGCGUGGAUGGCAGCUGCCGGGUUGUCGGCUGUGACCACAACCUGGACUCGUGGAAGCAGGAGGACAAGUGUUUGCAGUGCGGGGGUGACGGCACGACCUGCUACCCCGUCACAGGCGUCUUUGAUGCCAAUGACCUCAGCAGAGGCUACAACCAGAUCCUCAUAGUUCCCGUGGGGGCCACCAGCAUCCGCAUUGAGGAGGCGGCCGCCAGCAGGAAUUUCCUGGCGGUGAAGAGCAUCCGUGGUGAUUACUACCUCAACGGGCACUGGACUAUCGAGGGCGCCCGGGCCCUACCUGUGGCCAGCACCGUCCUGCACUAUGAGCGGGGAGCUGAGGGGGACCUGGCGCCCGAGCGGCUCCACGCCCGCGGCCCCACCUCGGAGCCCCUGAUCGUCGAGCUCAUCAGCCAGGAGCCCAACCCUGGCGUGCACUUCGAGUACCACCUGCCCCUGAGCACCCCCCGGCCCGGCUUCAGCUGGAGCCACGGCUCGUGGGGUGACUGCAGCGCCACGUGUGGUGGAGGUCAGCAGACCCGCCCGGUGUUCUGCACCAUCGACAAUGAGGUCUACCCCGAACACCUGUGCCGGCACCGGCCGCGGCCGGCUGACCGCCGACCCUGCAGCCCUCAGCCCUGCCCACACACCAAGCGCUGGAAGAUGGGGCCCUGGACGCCCUGCUCGGCCUCCUGUGAGGGCGGCUCCCAGUCCCGCACCGUCUACUGUGUCUCAUCUGAUGGCGCCGGCGUCCAGGAGGCUGCUGAGGACGCCGAGUGUGCGGCCCUGCCUGAGAAGCCCCCUACCACGCAGGCCUGCAACCUGCAGCGCUGCACAGCCUGGAGCGCGGAGCCCUGGGGCGAGUGCUCUGUCAGCUGCGGCCCCGGGGUCCGGAGGCGGACCAUCACCUGCCGGGGUGACGAGGGGUCUCUGCUCCACGCCACAGCGUGCUCCUUGGAGGACCGUCCCCCCCUCACUGAGCCCUGUGUGCAUGACAGCUGUCCCCCCCUCAGUGACCAGGCCUGGCACGUAGGCGCCUGGGGCCUAUGCUCCAAGAGCUGCAGCUCGGGCACUCGGAGGCGCCAGGUGGUCUGUGCCAUUGGCCCGCCCGGCCACUGCGGGAGCCUGCAGCCAUCCAGGCCUGCGGAUGUGGAGCCCUGUAACACGCAGCCCUGCCAUCUUCCUCCAGAAGUCCCCAACAUGCAGGACAUGCACACCAGCCCCAGGGACCCGUGGAUGUCUCUGGGCCCACGGGAGGCCCCCGCCUCAGAUUUCAGAGACCAGUGGUGGGCACCCCAGGAGCAACCCUCAGCUCAGGGUAACCCCAGAGGCGACCAGAGCCCACACCUGCCAGCCCCGGGCCCAGCCCCAUCUCUGCGGCACUCCUCACACCGGCAGCCCCUGCGGUCUGGCUUGGCGCCCCGUGACUGCAGACACAGCCCCCAUGGGUGCUGCCCCGAUGGCCACACUGCGUCUCUUGGGCCGCAGUGGCAAGGCUGCCCGAGGGCCUCAUGUCAGCAGAGCAGGUGGGCGCCUCUUCCUUCUCCCCAGGUCCAAGAGGGAAGGUUCGGGUGCUGCCCUGACGGGGUGUCUGUGGCUGAGGGGCCCCAUCAGGCUGGCUGUGCGAGCACUUAUGGACGCGACAACCCCGGGAGCAGGCCACGGACGAGAGAGGUGGCUUCCACAGCCCAGCAGAAUGAGCCCAGUGAGUGCCGGGGCUCCCAGUUCGGCUGUUGCUAUGACAACAUGGCCUCCGCGUUGGGCCCUCUUGGGGAAGGCUGUGUGGGCCAGCCCAGCUACAUGUACCCCGUGCGGUGCCUACUGCCCAGCGCCCAUGGCUCCUGCAUGGACUGGGCCGCCCGCUGGUACUUCAUCGCCUCCGUGGGCCAGUGUAACCGCUUCUGGUAUGGUGGCUGCCAUGGCAACGCCAAUAACUUUGCCUCGGAGGAGGAGUGUGUGAGCAGCUGCCGGGGACCCCAACAUGAGCCCCGCCGACACGACCCUGGGGCCUCUGGCCAAAGCACCCAUAGAGACAGUGGCGGCAGCGGUCCUGGGGGCCAGCAGGAGGCCAGCCAGCACGGGACGGAGCCUGUGGUCCAGAGAAAGCCCUCGCCUUCCGGUGGCCUGUGGUGGCGAGAUCAAGAGCCUGGGCCGGGGGCCAUGGACCACAGACAGGCCUUUGGAGAGGGGCCCCAGGGCCAGGAGCUUGGGCCCAGUGCCCCUGUACUGGGCGGAGACGCAGGACCACCAGCGCCACCUUCUCACAGCUCCUCCUACAGGAUCACCCUGGCAGGCUCAGAGCCCUCCCUGGUACAGGUGGCCCUGGGGCAGCUGGUGCGGCUCUUCUGCCCAGAUGACAGCUCCCUGGACCCCCACGCCAGGUGGCAGAAAGACGGGCGGCCCAUCUCCUCUGCCAGGCACCAGCUGCAGCCCGAUGGCUCCCUGGUCAUCAGCCCCCUGUGGGCAGAGGAUACUGGCACCUACAGCUGUGGCAGCACCAGGCCAGACCGUGACUCUCAGAAGAUCCAGCUUCGCAUCACAGGGGGUGACGUGGCUGUGCUUCCUGAGGCUGAACCAAGGCACUUCCCUCAGACCAGGGACCCAGCCCAAGGCCACAGUCCUCGGGACCGCAGCCUAGGGGGCGGUUCUGGGGGCCGGGGGGCCGUCUCCUCCUCGCACCCACGGCCCACAAGCAGGCUGCGUCUGGACCGGCACCAGCCUGGGGUGGUGGACGCCCAUCCAGGCCAGCGGAUCCGGCUGACCUGUCGUGCCGAGGGCUUCCCACCGCCAAGUGUCGAGUGGCAGAGAGAUGGGCAGCCCCUCUCUUCCCCCAGACACCAGCUGCAGUCCGAUGGCUCCCUGGUCAUCAGCCGCGUGGCUGUGGAAGAUGGAGGCUUCUAUACCUGUGUUGCAGUCAACGGGCAGGACCGAGACCAGCGCUGGGUCCAGCUCAGAGUUCUGGGGGAGCUGACAAUCACAGGGCUGCCCUCUACGGUGAUGGUGCCAGAAGGUGACACGGCCAGGCUGCUGUGUGCGGUGGCGGGCGAAAGCGUGAACAUCAGAUGGUCCAGGAACGGGCUGCCGGUGCGGGCCGACGGCCACCGUGUCCACCAGUCCCCGGAUGGCACGCUGCUGAUCCACAACCUGCGGGCCAGGGACGAGGGCUCCUACACGUGCAGCGCCUACCGGGGAAGCCAGGCGGUCAGCCGCAGCACCGAGGUGAAGGUGGUCCCGCCAGCACUGGCCACCACGCCGAGGGACCCCGGCAGGGAGUGCAUCGACCAGCCGGAGCUGGCCAACUGUGAUUUGAUCCUGCAGGCCCAGCUCUGCGGCAAUGAGUACUACUCCAGCUUCUGCUGUGCCAGCUGUUCCCGGGUCUGGCCUCCCGCUCAGCCCAUCUGGCAGCAAGGAUACAACUCAUAGGGCUGGGAGAAGGGAAGACAGGCUCUCGGUCUCCCCUGUCUGGCCGGCAAAGGGAGUUCUCUGGAGACACUGGCCUCUUCAAAGCUGCUCCAGCUGUAGAGCACCAGCGGCAGCCUCCCUCUGUAGUCCCAGCAGUGUUUGCUUCUCUGACGUACCACACGUGCCUGCUGAGUUGUCAAGAAGCAUCAUCUAUUUGGAUAAGGACACCCUUCACUUUACAACUUCCCUCUAUAAUUUGUUACACAGGAUCAGUUCACUGUGUUUUAAAGGAAGCUACCAGGGUUCUCACUUCAUUUAAAUCUGUGUGGGGAGGUGUGUAAUGAUCUCAAAGUGUAUCUUCUACGGGAACACUAACUCCUGUUGUGUCAGGGAAGCAUUCUUUGCUAGAACUAGGUCUCAUCUGGGGUCCAAACAGUGGUUCAUUGCUCUAGUCUCUCUCGCCCUUCUAGGUAGUAUAGCAACCAGCUUCAAAUCCCGUCUGUGCGUACGGUUAACAGCUUGAUGUUUGUGAAAACCGUCGACAAAGUGGAAUAUAAAUGAAAGGCUCAGUAUAGGGACUUGGGAUGAAAGAGCAGCCACUGCAUCAUUAUCUGAGUGAGUAUGAAAGAACUAGAAAAGCUCCUUCCUUUCAUCAAGAGGCUGGAGCCCUCCUCCCGAGGCGGACAUGCAAAGCCAAGCCGUGAGGCUCGUCUCACACCUGCAUGGAGCAGGUGGGCCUGUUCGGUGCAGUGACCAACAAGGAGCCUCUCCUCCUCAAGCCAGAAUCUGUGAUGCAAAAUACUUGAUGCCAGAUAAAAACCAGACUGUUGGGCUUCGCUGGUGGUGCAGUGGUUAAGGAUCCGCCUGCCAAUGCAGCAGACGCGGGUCUGAGCCCUGGUCCAGGAAGAAGAUCCCACAUGCCGCAGAGCAACUAAGCCCACGAGCCACAACUACUGAAGCCCAUGCGCCUAGAGCCCGUGCUCCGCAACAAGAGAAGCCACUGCAACGAGAAGCCCGCGCACCGCAACGAAGAGUAGCCCCUGCUUGCUGCAACUAGAGAAAGCCUGCGUUGUAGCAACAAAGAUCCAACUCAGCCAAAAAUAAAUAAUUAAAUAAAACAAAAA
Balaenoptera ricei (Rice's whale) is the source of this 5072-nucleotide messenger RNA. It is a transcript of the gene PAPLN, whose product is annotated as papilin, proteoglycan like sulfated glycoprotein. The transcript is spliced from 27 exons. Gene Ontology annotation, molecular function: metalloendopeptidase activity; serine-type endopeptidase inhibitor activity. Bases 109 to 3969 code for a protein of 1286 amino acids. Gene Ontology annotation, biological process: extracellular matrix organization. Gene Ontology annotation, cellular component: extracellular matrix. The record is from RefSeq and is a predicted model, not a curated record. Lineage: Eukaryota; Metazoa; Chordata; Mammalia; Artiodactyla; Balaenopteridae.